UGGUGUUAUUACCAGAGCACUCAUGAAAAUCUGCAAUACAAAAGUGAUAACUAACUUCAACAAACAAAAUUGUAAUGGAUUUACGGUUUAUGGACAGGAAGCAUUUUGCCCAAUUGCGUGGACAGAUUGGGCACUAUAUUUUAAUUCAACUACUAGUGCUAAGGUAAUGAAUUCACUUGAGAACAGCAUGGGAAUUCAUGUAUGGAAUUUACAUAGUAAACAUACACCUAUUAUAGUUGGAUCAAAACAACCAUAUGGUUUAGUUGCUCAAAAGUAUUGUUCAAGUAUUUUUUCUUUGGCCGAAGAUUUUUUUUAAAAAAUCUAAACCAUAUCCUUUUUUGUUACACAUUAUAUUCGUAUACAGUGCUUAAUAUUAUUAAAGUACCUAAUUAAUAAAUACGUGAUAACACUACGAGAAGUAACCUAUUUAAUGCACAAUCAAAUUGCAUAUUUUAUAGAAAUACAAUGUAUGUAGAAAACUGUUACGCUUAUUUGGGAGAGAAAAUCAGCAGAACUACUAAUGAGGUAAAAUAAUGAAAUAACUACUUUAUUUAAAGUCUUUAGAAAUGUAGACUUUAUAAAGUGUAAUUUUUUUCAUUCUGUACAACCUAUGCCAUAAGAUCAAAUAAUUCAAUCAUUUAUAAAUAAAUCAAAGAUUCUGGUUUCUCAGUCCUUUUUAACCCAAGGAAGUAAGUUAUGUUACUUUUAACGCAUCCAGUCAACGUUAAAAUGUUAUGAUGUUAUGCCCUCAAACGUUUGAAGUCAUUAAACUCUUUUGAACAUAUUUUAAAAUA
This is a messenger RNA of Sipha flava (yellow sugarcane aphid), 794 nucleotides long. RefSeq names its product lactosylceramide 4-alpha-galactosyltransferase-like. NCBI's taxonomy places the organism in Eukaryota, Metazoa, Arthropoda, Insecta, Hemiptera, Aphididae. The transcript has 2 exons. The record is from RefSeq and is a predicted model, not a curated record. Gene Ontology annotation, molecular function: hexosyltransferase activity. Gene Ontology annotation, biological process: glycosphingolipid biosynthetic process. The coding region runs from base 23 to 316 and encodes 97 amino acids.